AUGGCUGACAAUGGUGGUCAGCACGCCAUAAGCACCGAUAACUUUGAGAGUGAGAUCUCCAGACUUACACAUGCUGCAUACCUCGACCCUCUCAAUCAAGCGUUUGCAAACGAGACAACUGCACAACCGCCGCUUGAAAAUCUCACUAUCGAACAAUUCCGCGCCACAGUCGAGCAGAUACAGCAGCAUGAGCCCCUACCAGCCGGAGGGCCAAAUGGUAAACUCCCAGUGGUGUUCCUUUUCCAUGGGGGCGCGUGGACCGCUAGAAGUGUCAAUACACACGACAGUCUCUGUCAAGAUAUCACACGGCAGACUGGCUUCGCGGUCGUGUUUCCAGAAUACACGCUCGCUCCUGAAGCACGCUAUCCAACACAGCAAGAACAAUGUUAUGCGGUGGUAAAAUGGAUCCGAGAACAUGGCAACAUGCAGGGAUUAUCGCAAGAUUUGUUCGCCAUUGCUGGCGACACUGCUGGAGGCCAGCUCACCAUUGCCGUGAGCAUUAUUGCAUCAACCCGCAAACCCACCAUCCCAAUCACCUACCAAGUCUUUACCAAACCCGUAACCGACACCGUAACUACCGACCGCGACACUCCAAGCUCAUACCAAUUCUUCAACGGCCCGUUUGUCACUAUUCCCGAUGCCGAUGAUCGGACAUCUGAACUCGCAACUCCACGCAAUAUAUUUCCCAGGAAUGCGGCGAAGCAACCCCCAACAUUGAUUCUCUGCGCAGCAACCGAUAUCCUGAAGGAUGACGACAUUUUGUUUGGCGAGGUUCUGCAGAAGGCGGGCGUGGAUGUGUGCAUCUUGACGGGCCAUGGGCAAUUGCACGAUAGUGUCCUUUUCGAGGCAACGAGGUACGGCGCGACGCCAAGAGCUAUGGUGAGGUUGGUGGCAGCGCAGCUCAAGGAUGCCUUGGCUAGUACUAAGGAGGAAAAUGUAGAGACAAGGGAGAAGAGAUGGUGGGAAGGUGCGGAGAAAUUCCGCCUAGCGCCUUUCGACUGCAGCAUUCGCAUGCGCACCCAUCCACCUUCCUUCACCAACAUCGAAACACCCCCACCUCAACCGAAUAACCGACAGCGACUGUUGAAAGCUGCUUGUGGUAAUCAGCAUGUGCUUGCCUGCGAUGCCAUCAUCCUGAAGGGUCUCUGGUUACAUAUGCUGCUCAAACUCUCCCCACAAUGUCCGGCUGAUUCUCCGCGGUGCUGUGCAGCUUCGAAACCCUGA
Messenger RNA from Macroventuria anomochaeta, 1224 nucleotides. RefSeq names its product alpha/beta-hydrolase. The record is from RefSeq and is a predicted model, not a curated record. Gene Ontology annotation, molecular function: hydrolase activity. Bases 1 to 1224 code for a protein of 407 amino acids. Lineage: Eukaryota; Fungi; Ascomycota; Dothideomycetes; Pleosporales; Didymellaceae. The transcript is spliced from 7 exons.